AUGAAUGAUGAUGAAAUUCGUGGUGUCAUGUUUGACGCGUUUGUUGUCGGUACAGAUACGACCGCAAAGAGAUUGAAACGGUUUUUAAAGGUGACCCAACCAGACAGAAGACCUCUCAAAAUUGAAAUACUGUGA
Paraglomus brasilianum is the source of this 135-nucleotide messenger RNA. Lineage: Eukaryota; Fungi; Glomeromycota; Glomeromycetes; Paraglomerales; Paraglomeraceae. The record is from the annotation of a GenBank genome assembly.